Molecule: messenger RNA, 9110 nt
Organism: Betta splendens (Siamese fighting fish)
Lineage: Eukaryota; Metazoa; Chordata; Actinopteri; Anabantiformes; Osphronemidae
Gene: fam120c
Product: family with sequence similarity 120C
Exons: 17
Coding region: 1021-4131 (1036 amino acids)
Cellular component (GO): nucleus
Source: RefSeq, a predicted model, not a curated record
CUCACUCCGCCUUUCCUCCUACUCUACUGGGCCGCGAGGAAGUCGCAAGAUGGCUGAUGUCGCUUGGAAGUAAUGUUCCCCUCUGCAAAAUGAAGCCGUGAGCGUGGAAGAAAGCGAGGGAGGCACCAUCGGGCUUUUCUUUUUUAUUUUAUUUUAGUUGUUUUUCUUUUAUUUCGUCAAACAUCCAUCUCAUUCCGCGUCGUGUUCACCCCGGACUUGUCUUCGGGAGUUGACGCGUCAAAUCACGCCGGGGACCCUGCCAGCAGCUAACAGUUAGCAAAUAUUAGUAUAGCUCUAGCUAGUCUGUCACACAGCGUAUUAGUUUAUAAAUUGUUGUUCUUGCUGAUACGAGCCUGCAAUCGAACUACCGCUGCACGCGUGAUGAAUUUCGAGUAAACGCAGAGUAAAACCGAAACAUAUUGGCUGUCACAUAAAAUACGGUUAUCCCGGCUGCUCCGUUUAACAUGUCCGCAAACUGGCCGUCCAGCCAGUGGCUUGCUAACUAAUGCGCAGUUUUCAAUUUUUCGUUCACCACAAACCAGCAGGUGAAGUAUAUUCCAGGCUUUUCUGCGUAUACUUUCACCACUGUGCUGUAUUUCCGUUAGUUCCUCUCAAUUUCAGUUUGGAAAGCAGUUAAUGCGGAGGCAAAGGACGAGAGCGGGGCAUAUUUUGAACUUGUGGUUUUAGGUAGCUACACUGGCCUUGCUGGCAUUUCACCAAAAAAUCUACAGGGAUGGACACGAAACUGAGCACCUACGACCAAAACUGAACAACUGUCAUUUCGGCAUAAGUAACGUUACGUUGCCUCAGUCUCCCGUAGAGUUGUGCACGGUCGGUUAAUCACGGUAACAACUUUUUUGCAGGAACUACUAAAGUACAGUUAGUCACUACACAGUAGAGCAGCUAGUUUGCCUGAAGUGCAUUGAAGGAAGUCUCCACCCACAUCACAUUACAAACACGGCGUACAGAACGUAUUCAGAAGCCGCUCCCGGCCAAACACACAGGCUAAACAACACCGUCAUGGGAGUCCAGGGUUUUCAAGAGUAUUUAGAGAAGCGCUGCACCGGGGCAGCAGUCCCGGUGGACCUCCUCAAGCUUACCCGUACCGCCGCCCGACAGCCCCCUCACCACCAUCACCCACACCACCACCCACAUCACCCUGGGCCCAUGCCUCCCCCGCCACCGCCUGCAAGAAUUCUAAUCGACGCUGAUUCUGGCCUACAGCGCCUCUACGGCGGAUACCAGACGGACUGGGUGUGUGGGGGCGAGUGGAACGCCAUGCUGGGAUACUUAGCCGCCUUGUCACAGGCCUGCCUGUACCAGGGCGGCCUGGAGCUGGUCGUGGUUUUCAACGGCACACUGGGGAAGGAGCGCUGGCCCGAGUGGGCGCGGCGAGCUCAGGGCCAGCGACAGACGGCGCAGCUGAUAGUCAACCACGUCGGCAGCAAGGCCACCCCGCCUCCCCGGGCUUGGUUCCUGCCCCCGGCUUGCCUUAGCCACUGUGUCCGCCUCGCCAUGUUCCGCUUCCGAGUGCGGGUUGUACAGACUUUGGAGGACCACCACCAGGAAGUGCUGUCUCUCUACAGGGACUACGGAUUUGCUGGCCUGAUUGCUCAGGAUUCUGAGUUUGCCCUCUGUAAUAUACCUGCCUAUUUCUCCUCACAUGCACUCAAAUUGAGCUGGAACGGCAAGAACCUUACAACACAUCAGUACCUGCUGUCUGAGGCUGCCAGACAGCUUGGGCUUAAGACACAGCACCUUCCCUGCUUUGCUGCUCUACUUGGAAAUCAUAUACUGCCUGAUGAGGACCUGGCUGCCUUUCACUGGAGUUUACUUGGACCAGAACACCCACUAGCUUCACUCAAGGUGCGAGCCCAUCAGUUGGUGCUGCCGCCCUGCGAGGUGGUGAUCAAGGCUGUUGCAGAAUAUGUCUCCUCCAUCAAAGACCUGGGAAACCUCAACGCCAUCGCCAGAGAUGUCUUUAAACAGUCACAGUCUCGUACAGAGGAUAAAGUGGAGCGAUUCAAAAAAGCUGUGGACUAUUUCUCAGCUGCCUCCAAACCACGCUCACCCAACAUGGGGCCCUCCUCGUUCAUUUUACCUGGGUUUGGACCCACUCCAUUUGGGGGACCAGCUGGCCACAUGGGACCGAUGCAGCCUGGAAAGAAUCAGUUCCCACUUCCCCAGGUUCCAGGGUUAAAGCCACCGUAUCCACCAUAUGGACCUGGCUCCAACCCUUUGUUUCAUAACCCGCCACCGCCAUCCCAGGAAUGCAACGAUUCACUGACAGGCAAGAUGAGCUUUACUGACUGGUCAGCUCCAUAUGAUUCCACUCAGGGCGGAAACAGGCUACCCAAUCAUCACACUGGCACUCAAUCUGGACCUUCUCCGUCACCUUCCUCCUCUUCUGAUGGAGAUGAACCCAAUGACAGCAAUGCCAACCAUUUGAUGGACAAGACCUCUCGGUGGGAAGAUCCUGGAAGGAGGGGCUCAGCCUCUGGAGAUGUCUCCCAGGGCAACGGAAGUGGGCCAAACAUUCCGUCACUUCUGUCUAUGGCGACGCGGAGUCACAUGGACAUAACCACACCCCCUCUGCCUCAGGUCAGUGCUGAGGUGCUUCGCGUAGCUGAACACAGACACAGAAGAGGACUAAUGUAUCCACAGAUAUAUCACAUAUUGACCAGGGGAGAGAUGAAGAUGCCUGUGUGUAUAGAGGAUGAGUGUAACUCAGAGCUGCCUCCUGCCUCCCUCCUGUUCCGUGCUGCUAGACAGUAUGCCUACGGCGUACUCUUCAGUCUGGCUGAAACACACCGCCGUCUGGAAAGGCUUGCUCUCCGAAAGAGAGCCCCCCUGGAAGUUCCUCCAGUAAUUGUCAAAGAGUGGAGCAGUGGUAAAGCCAAGUCAGCCCUGACUCCGGAGCUGGUUCCAGCCCUGUGUUUCCGGGAGUGGACAUGCCCCAAUCUACGACGACUAUGGCUGGGUCGAGCCAGUGAGGACCGCUCGAGGAGAACCAGGGCCUUUCUGGCCUGUUUACGCUCUGACUGCCCAGCCCUUCUUAACCCAGCACAGGUUCCACAGCAUCUGCUGCUCAUGUGCUGCGUGCUCAGGUAUAUGAUGCAGUGGCCGGGAGGAAGGAUCCUGCAGAGACACGAACUAGAUGCCUUCUUGGCCCAAGCUGUUUCCAGUCAGCUCUAUGAGCCUGACCAGCUACAGGAGCUUAAGGUGGAGAAGGUGGAUGCCCGUGGCGUCCAACUGGCUGCUCUUUUUAUGGCGGGCGUGGAUACAGCGCUGUUCAUCAAUGACGUGUGUGGUCAACCAUUGCCAUGGGAACACUGCUGUCCCUGGGGGUUCUUUGAUGGCAAACUGUUCCAAAGCAAACUGGCCCGUGCUGCCCGUGACAAGACCGCACUGCUGGAUAUGUGUGAAGGGCAGGAGGAGCUGGUGUCUAAGGUCGAGAAGAUGCGCCAGGCAAUACUAGAAGGCAUCAACAUGUCCCGCCUGCCUCCCCCUCCCCCUCCUCUACCACCUCCUCCCUUCCUGCCCCCUGCCAUGGUGCCCCCUUUCUACCCAGUGCCUCCACUCUACCCAACUCGCCCUAUGGGUGGCAUGCCUCCUCAUCAUCACCCACAUCAUCCACAUCACCCAGCCCAGCACAGACCCAGAGCCUUUCCAGGCCUUCAAUCCAUCCCCCCUCAAGGAGGGAAACUGGAGAUAGCUGGAAUGGUGGUUGGUCAGUGGGCUGGAAAUAAACCAAUCCGUGGAAGAGGGGGGUUCAACAUGCAGGUGGUUUCAGUGGGAGCAGGGAAAGGGAGGGGCAAAGAGAUUCCAUCAAAAGUAAGGGGAGGGAAAAGGACAGCUGCCAACAGAACACAGAUGUCGUCGCCCCCGCCAGCCAGCAGUCCCCCAAAGCCCUCAGAGGAAGCUGGCUCCAUGCCAGAGGUUGCAGCUCAGCAGCUGAAUGGCAGCUCAUCAGCCUCUGCCAUCGGCCAGCCCUUGGAACUGGCCCCCGUACCCGAGCCAAUCCCGUGUGCCUUAGCCAGCAGAGACAACCAGUCAGAGGGGGUGGAAGUGGAGGCCCCCUGUUGCCUUCAUGACUGCCCGUCAGAUGGAGCGCUACAGAAGGAGGAGUGAUGGCAUCCUUCGCAGGAUGCAGUGCUCUGAGAGUUAUGUGCUCGACUGCCUCUCCUUGUUUUUGUAGCCCUCUCUGUUAGCUGUUCAGGUUAUCCCAUAGAGCAGCAGAAGAAGCAGGUUCCUCCUCAUAUUCUGAUGCUCAUGGUGAUAGGCUAACACAGCUAGCUUUUAGUCCCUUUUUAGUUUUCUCAUGUGGUUUUACAUUAUUUUAUGAAGAAAGGAUUUCUCCAUGAGUCUGUAAGCGCCCUGUCCCUCGAAGUUCCUCAGUACUUCCCUCCCGCACUCUAUAAGCAAAAUAAGCAUCAAGACCCGCCACUUAAGCAAGGCCCAUCGUAGGUGUGGGUGUUUGAGUCUGUACAGUUUGAGUUCCUUAUUUUGUGUUUCAUGGUCCCAUUGUUGGAAUCCCUGCACACAGAUGUUAAGCUUUUGGUAAUGGUGACAGUUUGGAUGUGAGUUCUAUGGUUGCAGCAUCUACGCCGAGUCACCGUGGUUAGUUCUUGUCGAUGCGGUUUGUUCAUCUGCCAUGGCCUUCUCGUGAGGUUUCAAAGGUCUUACAUGAGCUCAGUUUUUUUCUGGAUUCGUGAGGGCAUGAUGUACUGGUUUCUCUGCCAUGAGCCUUGCCUCCCAUACAAUGCAGGCUAGCCGCACUGCUAAGCAUUCAGUCUUUAGCAUACUCGCUAGCAACGAAAGCCCCCUUUAGAGAUUGAUUAGUUAACUAUCACUGGAGCACUUACGCACCACCAUGGUAUUACCUUAUUUUACUUUGACCUAUGUAGCAUAGCCUAGUGCUUAGCUGUGCUAAGAGACCCAAUGAAUUUAUGCACCUUAAGUCCUAAAGUAUGCAAGAUUUUACCCUGCUCCUAAAGAAAAUAGUGCAUUAUAUUAUCUUCCCAUCCUAUUGUUCCUUCCUCCCAAAGCUUUGAUUGUUCCCAACAGAAGCACUUAUUGUUGUAUUUAAAUAUAUUGAAUUUGAAAAAGCCCCUGUACAGUUGAAUUGACAGUCUGAGGGGUGUCCCCUGAGCAAAUCGUUGUGACAGGUAGGAGUUAAGGUAAAGAUCUAUUUGAGAGACGUCAGAAUGUGAACAGAGUGGUUUCAGACAAAGAAGCACUUUGUUUUAAAAAGUUAAAGUUAAACCACACUGGACUGUCCUCUACAAGGUGACAAAGAAACAAAUCAUCUCUGUCCUACCUUGUGUAGUUUAAGGCCAAAAGAAAUGAGGAUGAAUGGUGAUCUGUUAGGUGACUCCUGCAAGGCAGAGUUCCCUUCAGAUAAAUAUCACACAUUCAGUAAGGAAUGCUGCAAUGAAGUUGACAGACUUCUAGUAGUCCAUGUUGAGGAAUCCUCAGAGUCAGAUUUCUAAAAUAUUGUGCAAAGGGUUUUUCAAUCACACGAGCCAGUAAUGGCAGCCACACGCACAUAGGGUGUGGCAUUAAGAUCCCUUCACCACCAGCUGGUUGAGCAAAACAAUAGCCAGUAAGAGCUUUGGUCCUGCAAAGCUCCAGUGUGUCACUAGACUAGCAGGAAACACUUCCUCCUAAAGUUCUCCAGUCAAACCUGGCAGAGGCUUCAUGGGCUGGCAUAAAGCCUCUGUCAGGUUUACACAGGAGAGGGAAGCCUUGUGGCGGACGUCUGACUUCUAACAUACUAAAAGGUUUUAUUAGAGUACUUAUAUUUGUAAAGACCGAGAAGUGUCCCUCACAGUAGCUUUCAUCUGAAAAUGGAAACAUGCAUGUACCAUUUACUGGUAUCACAACUGCACGUGAAAGCAGUGGACAAACUGAUACUGUUCGAGAGAUGGUGGCCAAGAACAUUAUCUAAAUAACUAAGAGGUUGAAAUGAGCUUAUAAAAAAAAACAAGUCAACAAGAAGCACCUUAUUUUCUUAGUAUGUUGAUGACUUGUGUGCCACAAAAUUGAAAUGGACAAACUCUUACAAGAUACAGUUGUCAGAAUACAAACCCUGAUGGUGUUUAUGUAGCUGUGUGACAUCCCCUCUGUUGCGAACUAGACACACUACAGCGAGACGACAACACUUCAAGCCACAGCGUAGGCCUGUGCUCAGCGUCUACAGGGCUAGGCUACACUACGCUUUCUGAAAACCACAGCACCAAAGUGAAAUCAGAAGAUUGGACACAUAGUUGUUAUUGAUAGGGAUUUAAGCAUACGAGUGUUGUAGGUGUUUAUAGGGUAAGGGUAGGUACCAGCACGGGGAUUAGCACAGGACUGUAACACACACCAUGACUAGGCUAGAGAAAAUAGCUUCACUGGCCAAAAUACUAAGUCUAGAAUUACUAGGAGUCAUAUACUUACCUGCUUUUGACAUUAGUGGAAAUAUGUGUAUCACAGUACAUUAUUAGAAGUGGGGUUUCUCUGCGGCGAGCCAAAAUGUGAUCUGGUGUUUGAUGCCCUCUCUGCAAUUUGCUCACCAGACGACAUCCACACGCAAAGCACACACACAAACCACACACACAACAGACAAAACCAGGUAUCCAGUUGUAUUUGUUACCUGCAACGCUCUCUCUGCUUUUGUGCUGAAGUGAUAUUUGUGCCGUUUCAGUUCCUAGUGGAGUGGUCGUCAGUUGAUCAGAGAUCAUUUGGUAACACAUUCUACUGACUGCCUUGAAAACCACCACCCACUGACAUACACCAGUUUGCAUGGACAGAUUAAAAGUACAUGUUACAGAGGUUUCAUCUAGCAGGAAUGGAAAACUAAACACAUCAACACACACACACACACACACACACACACACACACACACACACACACACACACACACACACACACACACACACACACACACAGAUACAUAGAUGUUAAACCCUGAGUUACACAGUAGCUAGUAUGGAAAAAAAAGUCAAGAAUACAUGAUGUAGUGUCCCUCUUUUGUCCGUGUCUGUUUUAGUUGAAUAGAAAGUUGAUCAGUAAUUCUUUAUGCUUGUUGUCCUAAAGCCCACUAUGACACGUUUUCACACACAGUCUCACUUCCCUCCUCCCUCCUACCCUUUUAUUGAAUUCUCUUACUUUUCCUCUGUCGUCUGAUCUACUGUAGACUAUUCAGCCACUCCCACGCAACCAUACAUACAGACCAUACCUACUGAUUCUCAUAGAGAGCAGCCACACAUGAAUAGUGAUAACACACGAGUUAACCACCCGCUCUUUUCUCUCUAACUUUUACUGCCUCCCUCUCUGCCUCUCCCUUAGUCUUUAUGUUUAUAAUUACCAUUUUCCCCUUUUGGCUUCCCUGCCUCUUAAUCACCCCAACUAACAGUAAAGGUUAUAUUAAUGUUGAUAAUCAGUUUCUGUAUGUAUCUAGCCAGAGUCUGGAAAAAAAAUCAGAAAAAAUAUCCAAACUGUUAUAUUCAAUUGUGUGUUUCUUACUAUUUUUAAUGUUAUUACAUCUUCUAAUCUAAUCCUUCUACCAUUGCUUCAGUUAGUACUGAAACACGCCUAGCCAACCUAGAGAUUUGAAGUGUAAUGAUUGCGAUUUUCCUUACUUGUAUUUUAUAUGGCAUCUUUAGACCACUUCACCGUUUAUUAUAUAUGUAAGUAAAUAUUGCCCAUUUGUUUCCAAUUGAAAAUCGUUGUCUGCACCAUUUGAUUCUAAUAAUAAUAAUAUCCCUGAUAACUUUUGUGGUUUACUCUAUCAGUCUAAGAUGAACUCAGCGCCCUUGCACAAAACAGCAGAACCUCUGUGAACAACUGAGAACCAAAGUACAUCUAGACCCCCCCCCCCCCAGAUAUGUAUACAUAUACAUGUGUAUAUAUGACAACACACGGUGAGAAGACAGACAGGAAAAUAGCAGGUUUGACAGUGAAUUGGCUUGUACCCACCAUAAUGAUAGUGCUGCACUCACUUCCAUCAGAUCUACACUAAGACACAAGGAGCCACACCUAACAAAUAUGCUUUCAGUCAUGCUGGUUUGGAACUCCUUCAGAUGAUCUCUUUAUUCUCUUAGGGGGCAUGGAGGCUGAUGAAAGGGGAUGAAUUCUUCUAAAACAAACCUGAGACCAACAAACCUAACGACCUUGGUUAGAAGCUGUGGGAGGGUUUGAAGUAAAAGCUUUAUGCCUUGUGCAAAUUCUGUUUUCGGUGUGCUAUAAUAAGAGGUACAUUCUACAAACUUAAAAUGACCUAGAAUCUCCUUAUUUAUUCACCAUGCCAAACUUAUACAUAUUAAUUUCAAUCCAAUGUUAUUGAUUGUGUUUUGACAUUAAUAUGCAAAAUAAGCAGCAGAAAAUAAUUUCUGGGGUAUAAAACAUGAUUUAGAAACAUUUAGAUGAAUCAGUGAUAAUGAACAUAAAUGCAGCCCUAAUAUUCUUGUUUUAGCAGCCAAUUUGUCUCAGUGAGAAGAGAAACAAGGAAAAUUCAUCCUCAAUGAAGUCGUCAGACUUCUGUCCCUGCCUCUGUGCCUAUAAAGAGAAUCCAAAGCCCUACAAAAUACAUCUGCUAUAUAGUAUUGUAGAAGUUGUGCAGUAUUAUGUGUCAUUUUGUAUCUGUUAUGGUUUGUUAGCAGGCGCCUGAGAAGUUGAAUGAAGGUUGUUAUUCUGUCUGUCUCUACACUGCCAUCCCACUUCCAGGAUAUCCUGAUAACCUGCUUAUCUAUAGAUAAGUCCCACUGAAGAACUCUGGUUCCAGUGCAUGUACUACGUACCUAAAUCUACCUUGUGCAGCGAAAGGGUUAAAAUUAAUCCAUAUUAUUGUUAUAGAAAUAUUAUCAUCAUCAUUGCUGUUAUGGUUGGUAUAAUUUGUCAUCAUUGUUAGCAUUAUGGAAGCACCAGACUGUUUGUGAAAAGACAAGAUAAAGAGGUGUUUGGGGUUUUUUUGUUUCUCUUUUGGUCUGGCUGUUGGUAGUCUGAUCUCACAGAGGGAGGGGAGAUUUGAUUGAGAAAGAAACAAAGAUGGCAGUCAUGUUUGUACUGGUGGGGAAAUGACUUACAGUGCUGAAAUAAAAUUUAUUCUUUUAGUAAAAAAAAAUGA